This is a messenger RNA of Amoebophrya sp. A25, 2365 nucleotides long. Lineage: Eukaryota; Dinophyceae; Syndiniales; Amoebophryaceae. The record is from the annotation of a GenBank genome assembly.
GAGAAAAAUAGCGAGCGUGGGCGUCUACUUCUGCAAAAAUCUGAGCCGCCUGUGCAUUUGAGGACCUCGGAGAUGGGAGAUGCUUCUAGGCGCGUUACACCUGAAGACAUCAUCGAGGAAGAAGAAGAAAGUUUUAGAUCCGAUACAAUUAAGGCUACCGCCGACGCACGUCAUUGACACCAUGAUCCUUGGCUCCGCUUUUUCGAGGGGAAGGAGAGGUGUCAGUCAAAGGAUAUGGUUCUCGAGGAAGAUGCGACGUGGUAGCUCUAAUACAACUGCCGAAGAAGCGAGUACUCUACCUAGAAGACGAGCGCUUUCCAGAAGACGAAGUACAUCAAACCCGCCAGAAGGAAAAACGUCCCUCCAGCAUGAUAGUGAUACCCCUUCUAAAACAACAAAGGACAACUUCAACUUCUUGAAAGCCGUGCGGUUUCUUGAAGUUUAUCAUCGUUUCACUUUUGUCAUAGGCAAAAUGUACCGGAAAGAAAACUACAAUGUUAAGGCUCAAAAUACGGACUCCCAAUAAUAUGCAGCAACAGGAUAGAUUUAGAUAGAGAAAUAAGAAGCUCUCUCUAAGAUCAAUGACACGGGAUGCCAAUCAGUCUCUACUUCUAUGCUUUAUGCUACAAGCUUACUCAUUAUUUUUACUUUCCUAAGGUUGGAGUUUAGGUCCAGCGGCGCUCAAAGCACUAAAUGAAACAACCGGCUAGCUUUUACCUCUAGAGUCUUAGCCCUUUCAACAACUUACUCAUUAUUUUUACUAUUCUACAAGCUUAUGGUGCCUUACAGGUCAGGUCAAUAGGUGUAGCUUUAAUAAUGAAGGAAAGGGAGUUGGGCUGUUGCUUGCGGGACCGUCAGCGGAUCGUAGACGAGAGGCGGAUGAGUGCGGGUUUGGAGAAACGCUGGUCGAGUUACGAUUUAGAUAGACUUCUCAAUCUACAUUUACUAAGUAGAUGGAGCGUCUAGUUAUACUUCCUCCUUCAACCCGUCGGACUCUUAUUGCUGCGAAUAUAUAUCAAAGACUACAAGGGAGUACUUCCUAAUCUACAUUUAGAUAGUUAGAUGUUCCUUUUUUUGUUUGUGUAUUCCAGCCUACCUCUAGUUGUGUAGUUCUUCUGCACUGUUCUCUCAACAGGAUGGAAAAAACAAACUAGAACUACUUGAUACUAGAUACACAUAAAUUUUAUGCUAUGGGCGUAGGGAAUUCAUCUCCAAAGUCAUCUGGAAGAAAAUAACAAGAGGAAAAAGGGGCCCAGAUGAUCCCCGAGAUGAAUUCCCGAUACCUCUAGUUAUAUAAUGCCCAUAGUACCCCCUUCAUAUGAUGCCCCUACCUAUGUGAAAGAAAACAAAAACGAAGAUGCUAAAGAAACAACAAGUAAAUACCCCUUGCUGGGUACAUCAUCAUCGUCACCACCUGACCUAACCGAAGGCAACCUAGCUUACACUUCCUUCAUAUGAAAAAAGCAGUGAAGAUGUUUUGGGUACUCUGUGCAUCAAAGGCGAGGUCCAGGCAGAGCACGUGGAGUGGAGUCAUCCGCGAAACUACGUAGGGGCUCGAGUGGUACAGGAAGGACGAAGGCUGAGAAGGCACAAAGUGCGAGUAAACCAGACCACAAGCACCACAAGCACAAGUACACCAGACCACGAAGAAGAACUACAUCUACAAGCUCUACCGUCCGCCUCUGCAACAUAUACAACGUCUCACCUCCUCCAUGAUGGAGAGUUACAACAAGCUCUACAACUAUCGUCCUUCUCUAAUCAGCACGAAUCGACGACAAUUGUAGUACAGAAUUCUGCUUUCGCCUAUCCGGAUUUGCUCACCCCGAUCGAGCGGGAGCAACAUUUAGACAUGCUUCUAGAUUUGACCGCUGAAGCAUAUGCUGGUGAUCGCCUUGCUAAUGCUGUCUUUGUUAAGGCUUUGGAGUCCAACAUGUGGUGUAUAGACCGGAACCAAGAGGCAUCCUGACAUGGCAGCAUGUUUCCCUUUCCCAAUAUUCUUUCGUAUUGGUAUCUUCGUCUUUUCCAAUGUUCAUCUUGGCAAGUGGAGUUAGAAUUUUAGAUACGAAGCUCUAAGAUCAGAACGAAUCUUGACCGCGAUAUCAUCCCGCUGGUUAUGGAUGAUGUUUUUUCUCCCAUUUAUAACAGACCAUCGAGGGUGCCAUCUUCCUUUUUUUAGCCCAUCUUUUCGUUUCAGGCUGCGCCGUUUGGGUCCCUUGAAAGUGUAUAGGUUAAGGGGGGCCUCGCUGGUCUGGUUUUCUGGUUGAGGGGAGAAAUAUCAUCAUCCAUAUUGGUCGCUUCCGGCGAGCACGUAGAUGAUGCGAGCGCGGCUGCUCAGGCAGAGAUGGCAAGAUUAAGGCUCCUGUAA